AAAAAGUACUCCAUGUAGGAAAAAGUACUAGAAACGAAAAACAUGAUUUUCUGGUAAACAGUUGUUGUUUGUUCGAUUCUCAUUUUGUACCAUUUGUUAUCAAUACGACGUCGUCUUCAUCCCCUUCCUCUUCCUCACUCUACUGUAAUCGUUUUCCCCCCUUUCUUCUUUUCUAAGCGCCAGUUUCAUCUUAUUUUCACCGAACCGAACCUCAUGAACAUUCAACCCAAAAUCGAACCCGGUUUACCAUUCGGGUUCACCUUCACGAACCCUAUCAACUUCGAAGAGAAGACGAUUCAAGAUCUCGUCGCAAUAUUGCGCGGAACGUAUCAAGUUGAAACAUUUAAUCGAGUUGAAGGUGUUUUGGUGAGUAGAGACGCGAGUCUCAGAGAAGAGAUUCAACGGUUGCAAGAGAAUGUUGAUUUGGAGAGACGAAAGCUUGAAGAGGAGCUUCACUUUGAGAGACUCACGAGGAUUCAGGGUGAGGUAGAUUUUAAGGAAAGGGAAGAAUUGCAUGAGAAAGAGAAAAGAGGAUUGCAGAAAAGUUAUGAAUCUUUGAUGAUGGAAGUUAAGGUAAAUGGUUUAGCUGAAGGGGUUAGGAUUAGAGAGCUGAGAGAGAAGAACAGUAAGUUGGAGUGUGAAGUUAAGAAAUUGAAGGAAAAAUGUGUUGAUGCUGGGAAUGAAAUUGAGCGGUUAAGCGUGAAGAAUGAUGGGUUAGAGUUUGAGGUUUUGGGGUUGAGGAAGAUGAAGGGAAAAUGGGAGGAAGAUAGUAAUGAACUUGGUGUGUUGAGGAAAUCGAAGAAAAAAUGGUUGGAUGAUAGUGUUGCGCUCGAUGAGGUUAAAAGGAAGGUUCGUGUGUUGGAGGAUGAUAAAGAUGCUUUGAAUAAACUUGAGAUUAAAAAGGAUGAAUUGGAGGGAUCAGUGAAGAAGAGUUUGGAAACUAUUGGUGAGUUGAGGAAAGAAAAGGGUAAGUUGGCGGAUGAGAAGAGACGGGUUGAGAAUUUGCUCAAGUCUUCCAACACCAAGUUUUGCGGACUGAAUGAAAGAGUUGAAAGAUUGGAGAAUGAUAUUAUUCUUUUGCUGAGUGUUGAUGCUUCUGGUGGUAGAAAGAAUGAGGGGGAACCUGCUGUGAAACCUGUUGUUACUGAUUUUGAAGACAAAGAUGAUGAUGUUUGUGGCAACGAGUUUCGAAAUGACACUGUGGAGAAGGCUGAAGAUGCUCACUAUUCUCUUGGAGUUGCUGGCAGUACUCAGCCACAGAACAAAGGGGACAAGGAUGCUCAAGGUGCAUCACCAGGUGAAAAAUGUUGCAUAGUAUACACAAGAAGGCUCAAGAAAACAAUUGAGGUGACAGGGUCUAGCGAAAGUAAGGGAACAAAGAAUUUGGAAAAGAAGAUUGAGAUCAUAAACCUUGAUGAUGAUGAUGAUGAUGAUGAUCAGUGUAUCUCUCGAGGAGUACAUGAAAAGAAGGCUAUUUCUGGAAUUGCGAUGAAGUUUGAGGAUCCAACUCCAAGUUCUUCAGUAGCAUGGCAAUUUGCAAAUCCACUUGACAUGGUAAAAAGAAAAAUUUGUUUCAGCGACAGUGAAAGCUCUAGUUCUUCUUCCUCCGAUGAUUCAUCGUUUCUUGAUAAUCCUGCAAUAAGGUCUGCAGUAUCGCAUGCUAAAAAGAGAAAAAUGUUGUAGGAUUAAACUACUAGCCAAGAUAACCAGCCUAUAACAUUACAUAAACACAUAUCCCAGUCAGCCAUGACCUUUUGUUAGGUUUAAUGAACCAUGAACUCAUCUUUAUGUUGGUUCUUAGUUUUGAAAAUAUGUACAUGUUAGGUUGUAUGUUACAUAUAUGGGAGCCAUGGUACAUUUGUAUCUACUAGAUGUACUUCAACUAAAAAAAUCAGCGUUCUCUAUUA
Messenger RNA from Lathyrus oleraceus (garden pea), 1907 nucleotides. RefSeq lists its product as uncharacterized. NCBI's taxonomy places the organism in Eukaryota, Viridiplantae, Streptophyta, Magnoliopsida, Fabales, Fabaceae. Bases 214 to 1683 code for a protein of 489 amino acids. The record is from RefSeq and is a predicted model, not a curated record. The transcript is spliced from 3 exons.